Myiozetetes cayanensis is the source of this 1858-nucleotide messenger RNA. It is a transcript of the gene PPHLN1, whose product is annotated as periphilin 1. The transcript is spliced from 11 exons. The record is from RefSeq and is a predicted model, not a curated record. NCBI's taxonomy places the organism in Eukaryota, Metazoa, Chordata, Aves, Passeriformes, Tyrannidae. Gene Ontology annotation, cellular component: nucleoplasm. Gene Ontology annotation, biological process: negative regulation of gene expression, epigenetic; negative regulation of DNA-templated transcription; protein localization to heterochromatin. The coding region runs from base 597 to 1724 and encodes 375 amino acids.
CCGGCUGCCCGGCCGCCCGUCCCCUCCGCUGGGCGAGCGGGGCACUGCGCGCUGCCCCAGCCGAUGGCGCGGCCCCGGCCAUGCGAUCGGUCCUUGCGCGGCGCCUUGCGCCGGCCCUUUUCAAGGGUAGCCUGUAAAUUCUUUGUCUGGGAUAUCUGGGACUUCAGGGGAACCAAGAAAUACACGAAAAGACGUGGCAACUCGCGCAACCUGUGCAAGCAGUGAGGACGGUUUGGUGCAGUGAUUUUGCCCCGUGUGAAAUACACAGGACUGGUUGGUACUUUCAGCAGUAAUUGUUAAGAGCGUUGCCGUUUUGUCCUGUUACGACAGCAGUAUGGAGAGCUGACAUAUUUUGUUGUCCAAGUGUGCCGCAAGACAAAGCCACGGAGGAGGCGGAGGUCCGUGCACUUGUUUGCAUUGAUGGUGCGGGCGCAGCAGCCUCAUCGCAGCCUGGUAGAAUAUCCUUUUUGUGGCACUGGCACUGGUGAAGGACAGUCGAAGUGAUUGUGAACACUUUGGGAAAGAUUGGAAGAAAGCUGCUUCUCUCAGGAAGGUGAAUGGGUCUUCAGGAGCAGAGUUGCUAAAACUGGCAGAAAAUGGCGUAUCGAAGAGAUGAAAUGUGGUCUGAAGGGCGAUAUGACUAUGAGAGAGUUCCAAGAGAUCGUCUCCCUCCAAGGAUUCAUGGUGAUGGAGAUUACCAUAGAAUAGUAAAUGUUUUACCCAAGAAGCCACCACUGCUUGAGAGACCUGGGGAUGGGAAUUACAGUCGGUAUGAUGAUUACAGUCAUGCUGAGUACAGAGACUAUGAAGAGGGUCGUAGUUUUGCCCAUGACCGAAGAAGUGGCCCUCCACACCGAGGUGUACGUAAGGAUGAAUCAGGAUACAGAUGGGCAAGGGAUGAUCAUCCGACAAGUCGGCAGCCUGAAUACAGGGACGUCAGAGAUGGCUUCAGGAGAAAAAGCUUCUACCCUUCUCAUUAUGUGAGAGAGCGAUCCCCUCAUAAGAGGGACUCUCCUUUCUUCAGGGAAUCACCAGGGAGCCGAAGGGAUUCUCCGCACAGCAGAUCUGGCUCUAGUGUCAGCAGCAGGAGCUACUCUCCUGACAGAAGCAAAGCUUAUCCUUUCCACCAGCAUAGCAGAAGUAUGUCAUCUUUACAUAAAAGAAAUAUUUCUUCUCAGCCAGGUAAAGAGAGAACACUGAGAACAUCAAGAGAUGCAUCACCUUCGGGGUCCACAGCAGUACCCUCAUCAAAGGCCUUGGAGAAGAGCAACAGACUAUCAGAAAAGGAACUUGCAGAAGCUGCGAGCAAGUGGGCAGCUGAAAAGUCAGAGAAGGCUGAGGAAAGCAAUUUACCUGAAAUAACAGAGUAUGAUGCUGGAUCUGCAGCUCCAUUAUAUGUCGAACAAGCAGGGGAAACAGAAGCCAACAUAACAGAUACCACAGAACUCUAUGAGGAUGGCCAGCUUCUUGGUCGCUCAAAAGCAAUUGCAACUAAGACAAAGGAGAUUGAACAGGUCUACAGACAAGACUGUGAAACCUUUGGCAUGGUAGUGAAGAUGCUAAUUGAUAAAGAUCCAUCAUUAGAGAACUCCAUUCAGUUUGCCCUGAGGCAGAAUUUGCAUGAAAUAGGUGAGCGAUGCAUUGAAGAACUCAAACAUUUCAUUGCUGAGUAUGAUGCUGCCAAUCAAGAUCUCUCAGAAUCCUUCAAAGAGGGCUCCUACUAAGGAGUAUGUAAAUCUGCUUUUGCAGGGAAAGAGGAGAUAUGUUGUUGGAGAUAUGAACCCAAGGCUGUGCUCCUUUGAGGUAGCUCAGGUGGCUGUUCCCUUGUUCACUGUAGUCUCCACAAUUGUAUUGUUCC